Messenger RNA from Nylanderia fulva, 818 nucleotides. The record is from RefSeq and is a predicted model, not a curated record. Lineage: Eukaryota; Metazoa; Arthropoda; Insecta; Hymenoptera; Formicidae.
UGUUUAUUCUUGUGAAAUAUAGAACAACGAUAUUCCGAUCGUUCGUCCCGAUCGCAGUCUUAGUAUUUAUUUUGUCGAAAACAAAUUAGACCAAAAUAAUUUUAAAUUUUCAGGAGGAUCGACUAAUAAUGCAUCGCCGAGAAACGACGCGGCCCUGCCAAGAAUAGACGCGGCCCCGCCAAGAAUAGACGCGACCCCGCCAAGAAUAGACACGGCCCCGCCAAGAAUAGACGCGGCCCCGCCGAGGAACAACGCAGCCCCGCCGAGGAUUGACGCAGCCCCGCCGAGGAACGACGCAGCCCACGCAGCCCCGCCGAGGAUUGACGCAGCCCCACCGAGGAACGACGCGGUGAAUAGACUAAUGCAAAAGAAAGUAAACGAAGCGGUUCGGCGGGCAGUAAAUAGAGAAAGAAGAAAACGUAACACGCGCGCGCGACCAGCAUACAUGUAUGCAAUGGCUCCACCAUAUCCUCCGACAGCAUUACCUACACCGACGUACGCGGUGUAUGCUCCACCAGCACACGCUCCACCAGUAUACGCUCCACCAGCGUACGCCCCACCAGCGUACGCUCCACCAGCGUACGCUACACCAGGGUACGCUCCACCAGCGUACGCUACACCAGGGUACGCUACACCAGGGUACGCGCCACCAACAACAUAUCCGGCAGCAACCACAUACCCGGCACCAGCAGCGUACGCGGCACUGGCACCGGUGUAUCCACCGCCGGGGCGUUUUUAGAAUAUAUAAAUCACUCUCUUGAACUUUUUGGCGACAAUAAUUUUUUAAAUUCUGAAUCUUUAUUAUGAUUUUAUUAUAC